AAAAUUCCACAAUUUGUACACAGAUUUCACUCUUGAGUAACUCUGAAAGCAAACCUACUUCACUUCUGAAUUUAAAAUCUUYAAAAUCAUUUCAAAAUGGCUCAAGAAUUCAAAAAAGUUGUGAACUUUGCCCCAGGACCAGCUAAACUCCCUGAAGAGGUUUUGGAACAAGCACAGAAAGAAUUUCUCAACUAUGGGAAUCUUGGCAUCAGUGUCAUGGAGAUGAGUCAUCGCUCAGCAGAAUUCACCAAAAUCAUCAGUGAUGCUGAAAAUAACCUGAGAGACCUAUUAGAUAUUCCAGACAACUAUAAAGUUCUGUUCUUACAAGGUGGUGGUACUGGACAGUUUUCAGCAGUACCUCUAAAUCUUAUGAAAGAUGGAGGAUCUGCAGAUUACAUCAUUACUGGUACUUGGUCUGCUAAAGCCGCAAAAGAGGCUGAGAAAUAUGGCAAGGUCAACCAUGUGUUCCCUAAACUGGACACUUACAACACAAUUCCCUGCCGUACUGAAUGGAACCUUGAUCCCCAAGCUUCUUACGUGUAUUAUUGUGCAAAYGAGACAGUCCAUGGCGUGGAGUUUGAUGAGAUCCCUGAGACUCACGGCGUACCACUCGUGUGUGACAUGUCGUCCAACAUCUUGACAAAACCAGUUGACAUCAAGAAGUUUGGACUUAUUUAUGCGGGAGCUCAGAAGAAUAUUGGCUGUGCAGGAGUGACAAUAGUCAUUGAGAUGAACAAGAGAAGUGUCAUGAAAUCUUCUUUGAUCUACGAUAUCAUUGAUUCAUCGAAUGGAUUCUAUAGUGGCAAAGUCAAGCAAGGCUCUCGUUCCCGCAUGAACAUUACACUGAGAAUAGGAAAUGAAAGUGGGAAUGAAGAACUGGAAAAAAGAUUCGUGGAGGAAGCUGGUGCAAGAGGAAUGAUCCAGCUGAAAGGACAUAGGAUUGUUGGCGGAAUUAGAAUAUCAUUGUACAAUGCCAUCACAUUAGAAGAAACGAAGGCACUCGCUGACUUCAUGAUGGAAUUCCAAGACAAAUACAACAAACCAAUUAGACACUGAAACGACGGAUACGAACAGCUAUUGAAUCCCACAAAAAAAAAAAAAAAAG
Actinia tenebrosa (Australian red waratah sea anemone) is the source of this 1105-nucleotide messenger RNA. Its product is annotated as phosphoserine aminotransferase. NCBI's taxonomy places the organism in Eukaryota, Metazoa, Cnidaria, Anthozoa, Actiniaria, Actiniidae. The record is from RefSeq and is a predicted model, not a curated record. Gene Ontology annotation, molecular function: O-phospho-L-serine:2-oxoglutarate transaminase activity; pyridoxal phosphate binding. Gene Ontology annotation, cellular component: cytoplasm. Gene Ontology annotation, biological process: L-serine biosynthetic process.